UGUGUAUAAAAUUCGAAAAUUACUUUCGUACUUUUUAAAUAAAAAGCAAGAAAGAAUUCUCAGAAUGGUUAUUCAUUUACAAAGCAGAGUAUUUUAUGGUUUAAAAACUGAUAUAAUUUCAAAUGCACAUUAUAUUUCGGAUGCAGAAAUUCUGUAUCCCGUUGGAAAUGUAAUAGCACUUCAUAAUAUUCCGCAAUAUCGACAAAAAUUCAUACGUUUAUCUGAUAAACAACAGAUAAAUAUAAUUACAGUUACAUACAACAAGAAGUAUAUUGCAACAUGUGAAAUUGGAGAAAAACCUACUAUAUCUAUUUAUGAUGUUCAAACAUUGAAAAGAAGAAAGCUUCUUGGGAUACCAUAUGAAGCCCCUGAUGUAACAAAAUUUACUUGCAUAGGAUUUACUUUUGAUAAUAAGCAUCUAGCAGCAGUUACAGGAGAACCUGAUCAAACAAUGCUUUUUUAUAAUUGGGAAAAGGGAAAAGUAGAAUCCAGUAUAAAAGUAGGGACUCCUCAGAAUCCAUUGGCCAUUGUACAAGUAUUAGCUUGUAAUCCAUCUGAUGCAGGUGUAGUUGCUCUUGGUGGUCUACACACAUUUAAAUUCUUAACUCUUUCUGAUACCGUAUGGAGACCAUAUGGAUUUUCUAAAGCAGACAAUAUACUUACAUGUUCUAUGACUUGGUUGGAUUCAGAUAGAUUAUUACUUGGAACUAAGGAUGGUAGAAUACUUUACUUAGAGAAUGGUGAUUUAAAAAAUAUCUAUAAUAUGACUGAUACAUUAUUUAUGAAUCUGAAAAUUCGCGAAGAAUAUGUUAUACAAGCUAGUAGUUCAAUUACAGCCAUGGAUUCAAAGGAAGACAUUCCAUGGGAAAACAAUAUUCGUUGUUUAAUUGCAUUUCACAGAGGUUUUGCAUUUGCAUUUGGCUCAAGAACAAUUGUGGUUUUUGAAACAGAGGGCCUGCAUAAAUAUACAAAAAGAAAUAUUUAUAUAAUACCAACUCAAAUAUCAAAACAGGAGAAUGAAGAUUUAUAUCAAAUCAACAGCAUAAGUGUUAAUUUAAGUUCAGAUCGUUUGUUAAUUACAACUGGUUGGCCUCAAUUAUUUUAUGCAAAGUUAUGGGGACCAGACUUAAAUGUAGAUCCAGAACCACAAGAAUUAAAGAUCAUGGGUCAAUCAUUGCAUUUUGGACCUAUAAGAGAUAUUUCUGUCUGUGGUUGGAAAUCAACUUUCAUGACUUGCGGAGAACUUGACCAUAGUGUAAGGUUGUGGGAUUUUGAAUCAGGAAGAUUAAUUCUACACAAACAAUAUACAGAAGAUAUUUGUGGAAUUGCUUUGCAUCCUACAGGCCUUUUCUGUGUGAUUGGUUUUAGUGAUAAAUUACGUUUCAUGAGCAUAUUAAUAGAUGAUUUAUUAUCUAUGGAGGAAUUUUCUAUAAGAUGUUGUAAAGCUGUAAAAUUUAGUAAUGCUGGUCAUUUCUUUGCUGCUGUUAAUGGAAAUGUUGUACAUAUUUAUUGCACUAUUGGUUUUAUUAGCACUUUCAUUUUAAAAGGGCAUACCAAUAGAGUAAAGACUCUACUAUGGUCACAAACAGAUACAAAGCUACUUACGUUAGGUGCAGAAGGUACUAUAUAUCAGUGGGAUAUGAGUACUGGUCGCCGUUCUGCUGAGAUAAUUUUAAAAGGGAUUGUUUUACAUGACAUUGCUCUUUCUGCUGAUGAACAGAUUACCUAUUGCAUUGCUGAUGAUAAUAAUAUAUAUGAGAUAAAAGACAAUACGACGAGACAACAUAAUAUUCCAGAUGCAAACAUGUAUUGCAUGCUAUUAGGAAAAGAAGAUCAAGCUUUGUUUCUUAUUUGUCCUGGUGGUAUUAUUUUAUCAGUAGUAUGUCCACUUCAAGAUCCAGUACAGUACAUAACUUUUCACAUUCACUCUGCUGAUAUUGCAAAGAUUGUCCUUCCUUAUAAUGAGCAGUUCUUGAUAUCUACUGGAAUAGAUGGUAGUUUAUGUAUUUGGAAAGUAAUAUACCCUGAAGGAAAAGGAAAGACUGCAAAAGAGCUUACAUAUACAAAUGAAGUGUUAAUUAAUAAAGAUGACUUGCAAGAGAAAAUACAAAUGAUAGUAGAUUUAAACGUUAGAAUGAGGGAACUGGAAACUGAACACGCGUAUAAAAUGCGUCAAAUAGAGGUAGUACAUAAUGACAAAGUACGGGAUAUACAUCAAGGAUAUUUGCAAGCUAUCGAAGAGCUAAGAGAUAGGAUAAGUAGAUUACAAGAAGAUCACAAGAAUGAACUGAACACUAUAAACGUCGAAAUACUUAAAAUGAAAGAGAAACACGAAGAAACGAUGAAGCAAAUGGAAACAAAUUAUAAUGCUAAACUUAUUACAGAAUACGAUAGAUAUUUAGCGCUUGAAAAUACAAUGAAUAAUAUGCGUCAAAAUUAUGAGAAACGUUUGGAAGAAGUAGAGAAGCAUGGCAUUGAAAAAUUACAAAAUGCAACAACUAAAUAUGAAGCUCUUCUUCAUGAGAAGAAAUUGCAAUUAGAAGAAAGUCAAGAUGAAAUAACGCACCAGGCGCGAGUACACGAGGAGAUGAUGACGCAAGUUGAAGAUGAUGUCGAUAAGGAAAUAUUGGAACUAAAAACAAAUUAUGAAGCAUUGCUACAUGAAGAAAAGGAGGCAAAUAUACGGCUAAAAGGAGAAGCUGGAAUGUUGCGCAAUAGAUAUAUGGCUAGUUUGAAAGAUGUUGAAGAGUUGAAGAGACAAUUGCAACGAGUUCAAAGCGAAUAUGGGUAUUUCCAAAAGACUAUUCAAGAAUUAGAAAAAGAUAAAGAUGAUUUGAAAACCGAAAUAAAUGAAAGGGAUAUCACGAUUCAAGAUAGAGAACGUCAGAUAUAUGAAUUAAAGCGUACAAAUCAGGAACUGGAGAAGUUCAAAUUCGUUUUGAAUUAUAAGAUUACAGAAUUGAAAAAUCAAAUAGAACCGCGGGAUCAAGAAAUCAAAGAGCUCAAAGAGAAAAUCCGAGAUAUGGAAACGGAACUUGUAAAUUUGCAUAAAACAACUAUUAGUUUAGAAUUACAAUUACAUGAAUUAAGGGAAAAGUUAGGAGCUGCAAGACAUGAACUACAAAACGAAAUGCAUCGAAAUAAAAGAUGUCAACAACUUUUAAAAAGGAUACGAAUAGAUUUGCAUGAUGCUUCAGGGCUUGUACAAGAACCACAUGCAUUAAAAAUUGCUAUAACAAAAUUGUAUCACAAGUAUAGUUCAAGCGAUGAAUUUUUGCGUAGCCGAAAAGCGGAUUUAGAUGCGCAAUGUGAAUUUAUAAAGCAGAGGGAUCAUUUAGAAAGGACAAUAGCUUCCCUUAAGAGACAAGUUUUCCAAGAUAGAAUAGGCAGUGGCAAAGAUAUAGAUAAAACGGUGGAAGAAAAUAUCAUUUUGAUCUCAGAAUUAAAUGCUUUGAGGGAAGAAUUGAAAGAUGCAAGAAAACACGUACAGCAUAUGGAAGGUCUGUUAGGUUUAACAGUAAAGGAUAUAAAGCCGUCAGAAGCGAAAAGAAAGAUGGAAGAAGCGUUAUAUGAGCAUGAACAAUUGCGAAUUGACUACAGAUUUCAAAUGCAAGAGUGCCAAAAUAUAAUAAUUGCUUUAAAAGACGAUAUGUAUAAAUUAAUAAGCAAACUACCUUGUGAAGAAGCGGAAACUAAAAUAACUUUUUAGAUGU
Bombus terrestris (buff-tailed bumblebee) is the source of this 3713-nucleotide messenger RNA. It is a transcript of the gene tous, whose product is annotated as cilia- and flagella-associated protein 57. The record is from RefSeq and is a predicted model, not a curated record. The transcript is spliced from 4 exons. NCBI's taxonomy places the organism in Eukaryota, Metazoa, Arthropoda, Insecta, Hymenoptera, Apidae. Bases 65 to 3709 code for a protein of 1214 amino acids. Gene Ontology annotation, molecular function: protein binding.